This is a messenger RNA of Pecten maximus, 690 nucleotides long. Its product is annotated as bestrophin-2-like. Lineage: Eukaryota; Metazoa; Mollusca; Bivalvia; Pectinida; Pectinidae. Gene Ontology annotation, molecular function: chloride channel activity. The record is from RefSeq and is a predicted model, not a curated record.
CAUCUAUCUCUUGGGAUACCUAUUUGACCUAAGUAGUCAAUUGUAGUGUUUUCCGAGGAACAGACGACGUCUAACUUAAUUCAACAUCCGGAACUCGCAAUGUUUGUGUACAUGCAACUGGGUGAAUAACUCAAUUCUGAAUAAGUCCUUCACAGUAACAAUUUAUAUCGGCAAAAGAUAAAACACUGUUGUAGUGAAGUGUUAAAACGAUGACAAUAGCGUAUCAGUACCGGGUGGCAACUGCCAGACUUGGGACGUUUGUGAAGUUGUUGGGUGUAUGGAAAGGCAGUAUAUACAAGCUUAUGUAUAAGGAAAUGCUCAUCUUCAUACUUCUGUACGCGGCGAUAAGCUGUUCAUACAGGAUGGCUUUAAAUAAGGAGCAGAGAAUUGUUUUUGAGAAGCUGUCAAUGUUCUGUGCUCAAUAUACGGACAUGAUUCCAGUGUCAUUUGUACUUGGAUUCUACGUAUCACUUAUAGUACAUAGAUGGUGGACACAAUUCAUGAACGUUCCCUGGCCCGACAGGACACUUUUCAUGACGUGUUGCUAUCUACAUGGACAUGAUGAGAGAGCCCGGAUAAUGCGUAGAAGUGUUGCGCGGUACAUGAUGUUCGGUUUGAUACUUAUUACCCGGUCUGUGAGUGUUGCAGUGAUGAAGCGUUUUCCUACUCUGGAUCACAUCGUAGAGUCCG